UUUUUCUUUUCUUUUUCUUUUCUUUUUUUUUCUUAUCUCUUCAUUCUGCCAGUGCAGAAUAUCACUCUCCACUCUGCAUUCUUCUUACUCCACUCCCCACUCUUUUUUGCUCACAUCUAUCCUCGGACGUUACCUAUCAUCCACCCAUCUACCGCGCCUGUCAGUACUGUACAUAUGCAUCUUCUCCCUCGUUCUGCUUGCCCCUGCUUCAAAUCCCCUAAAACACCAACAUCUCAGCAUUAUUAACGACAACGAUAAAGAAAGGAAAAAACAAAGACAUAAGAGAGAUGCCACUACUUAACGUCUCCCGUCCACCUAUGGUCUCAUUAGUGGCUACUAGCCCCUUGCCAAACCUCAACCAAUCCGCAGAGAACUCACCACUGCCAUCGCCUGAGCUUUCACCGCUUAAAUCAGUCAUAGAGCUGCCACCUGCCAUUUCAAUCAUGGACAAGGGUCAGGCAGAGCUUCCAUCGUUGCCUGUCCCUCCUCUAAACCAAACGCUUGACAGGUAUCUGGAAACAGUGCGUCCGCUGGCCACUGAUCAAGAGUAUGAAAACACUGUCGCCGCAGUGAAGGCAUUUAAAGGAGAGUUUGAGGAGAAAUCUGAACAGGGAAGGGACCUUGACCGUCGUUUGCGAGAACAUGCUCGACAAUGCGAGGCUCGUGGAACAAGCUGGCUUGCAGAGUGGUGGGACGAUUGGGCAUAUUUUUCUCACCGAGAUUCGUCCACAUUCUUUGUCAACUAUUACUUUGGUUUUCAAGAUGAUCCACGCAUGCCCACUCAGACUGCACGCGCCGCGCUACUGGUCAGCCUGGCCCUCGAAUUCCGUCAAUUAAUUGCAACAUCGUUAAACUUUAACACUAACCUUCUAUUUGACACGACCAUCAAUGCCUCAUAUAGACGCACACUCACCCCGGAUAUGGCGAGGAAUUCACCUUUUUGUAUGAAUAUGUAUCAGUACCUCUUCAAUUACGCUCGCAUAGCUGGUUCACCCGCAGACACUGCAGUAGGUUUCCCGUUCGAAACCAACAACCACAUCUGUGUUGUCCGCAACGGCAAGUUUUAUAUUUUCGAAACGUUGCACCUACCCUCCAAGCCAUCUUCUGUCCUUAGCCCACGUGAGAUCAUGAUUCAAUUGGAACGUAUCAAAAAGAUGGCAGACGACGACCAUUCGACCGUGCCGAAAGUUGGCAUCCUUUCGACAGGUCAGCGCGAUCAAGCUGCUAAGGACAGAGUUACGCUCUUUGAAGCCCAUACGUCAAAUAAAGCUCAUAUGGCGAAGAUUGAAUCAUCCAUGUUUGUGCUUUGUUUGGACUCAAGCUCCCCCACGACACCAGAAGAGUUUUCAAGAGCCUGCUGGCAUGGCGAUGGCGAAAGCCGAUGGUUUGAUAAAUGUUUUCAAUUGAUUGUCUUUGCCAACGGCCGCGCUGGGAUGAAUGGAGAGCACUCCAAGAUGGAUGCCACACCUACAUCUCGACUCUGCCGUUUUUUAAUCGAUGAAGCUCAAGCCCGCAACCUCCCUGACUUUAGGAACCUGAAUGCAGAGGAUUUAUAUGAGUGCGCCUCGGCCUUGGACAAGCCUCAGCCUCUCAAGUUUGUGUCAAGCCCUGCGCUCGAUCGAGCUAUUGCAGAUGCAUUUACAUACUUCAAAAAGACUGUGGAAGCACAUGAGAUGGUGCCUACUGAAUUCAAGGGAUAUGGCAAGGGCUUGAUCAAGGCCUUCAAAAUGUCGCCUGAUGCCUAUGUUCAGAUGGCGUUCCAACUUGCAUACUAUCGUAAACAUGGCGAACUGGUGGGGACCUAUGAAUCAGCUGCAACCCGCAAGUAUCGCCACGGACGCACAGAGACUGCACGCUCAUGCUCUAUCGAAAGCAAAGCCUUCUGUGAAGCCAUGGUGGACCCUGACAAGAGCCUUAAAGAGAAGGCCGCUGCCUGUCGUGCAGCUGUGGCUCGUCACGCCCAGUACACUGCGUGGGCAGUGGAUGGGCAAGCAGUGGACCGUCACUUACUGGGUUUGCGUUUGAUUCGAAAGCCUGAUGAGCCUGUGCCAACCUUAUUUUCGGAUCCUGUAUUUGCGAGAAGCUGCCGUUGGAGAUUGUCCACUUCACAAAUUUCAGACGAUUGUUUUAUUGCAUAUGGUUGGGGCGAGGUAGUUCCAGAUGGAUAUGGCUGCGCUUACAUGGUCAAAGAAAGAGAGCUUUACUUUUGUGUGACAAGUCUUGGUCUUGGAUCAAAAGAGUUUGGGGAUUAUAUUGUAGAAGCGCUUGAAGAAAUGCGCUUCAUGUUUGAAGAGGUUCGCAAAAUUGAAAAGGCCGAGGCUGCUGAGGCCGCCUUGGCAGCAGCAGCCGCGGAGGCAGAGCGUCUUGCGGCAGAGGCAGCUAUCAAAGCCAGUCAGGCUGAUCAAGCUGAAGCCGCAGUUACAGCAGUGGCGGCUGCUGGCCCUUUGAUCUCACGUAGCCCAUCACCACCAUCUCCAUCUGCACCUGCGCCCCGAACCAGUUUGUUUUUCCAAAAGAAUGACCCUGUACUUCGCACGGCACUUGCGCGCAAUGCGAUGGCGACGGCACAGGAGAAGUACUGGUCUGGCAUUGAUGAUAUUGCGUUUGAUGACGUGACCCCUGGAUCACCGAAAUUGAAGACUCGUCCAAUGCAGCCUCCUCCCAGCUCAAUGACCUUAUCGGGCUCAUCGGCGUCCCUUCUAUCAUCCACUUCCUCAAUAUCGUCACCAUCUUACGCUAAUGGAACCCGUUCCCGAUCUUCAAGUCAACAGAGUGGAGUACGUCCUCGCAGUGAUUCUGGAGCGCAAAAGAAGACGUUCCUAGCCAUCCUGAUGGGCGAGGAUAGUGUAUUGCGCAAACUCCGGACACGGCGAGGGUCUAAUCUGGGUAGUAGGAAUAAUACAUCUACAAAUUAG
Messenger RNA from Lobosporangium transversale, 2915 nucleotides. RefSeq names its product Choline/Carnitine o-acyltransferase-domain-containing protein. Gene Ontology annotation, molecular function: carnitine O-acetyltransferase activity. Gene Ontology annotation, cellular component: mitochondrion; peroxisome. The coding region runs from base 288 to 2915 and encodes 875 amino acids. The transcript is spliced from 2 exons. NCBI's taxonomy places the organism in Eukaryota, Fungi, Mortierellomycota, Mortierellomycetes, Mortierellales, Mortierellaceae. Gene Ontology annotation, biological process: carnitine metabolic process. The record is from RefSeq and is a predicted model, not a curated record.